Penicillium brevicompactum is the source of this 1068-nucleotide messenger RNA. RefSeq names its product alternative oxidase. Bases 1 to 1068 code for a protein of 355 amino acids. Gene Ontology annotation, biological process: alternative respiration. Gene Ontology annotation, cellular component: mitochondrion. Gene Ontology annotation, molecular function: alternative oxidase activity. Lineage: Eukaryota; Fungi; Ascomycota; Eurotiomycetes; Eurotiales; Aspergillaceae. The transcript has 3 exons. The record is from RefSeq and is a predicted model, not a curated record.
AUGAUGACUUCUCUAUCAGCAACUGUCCGGCGGACUGCAAUAAGACCACAAUACUUGCAUCUGGCUUUACGGGCAUCCUCGGGCGUUGCAUGCAUAGUAUGCAGCCCAGGAUACCAAGCCAACAAAUCUUAUACCCUCACAUCAAAGCGUCCCAUCUCAUCAACACAUCAAAACCAAACCAAGGAGUAUUUCCCACCACCAAAGACACCGAAUGUCAAGGAGGUACAAACAGCAUGGGCACACCCAGUCUACACCGAAUCUCAGAUGCGAGACAUCAAUAUUGCACACCGAAGAGCUUCAAAUUGGUCUGACUGGGUUGCUCUGGGGACUGUGCGCGUCUUCCGCUGGGGCAUGGACUUGGCGACCGGCUACAAGCACCCCAAACCAGGACAAGACCUUCCAGCCAUGUUCAAAAUGACAGAGAAAAAAUGGCUAGCUCGAUUUGUCUUCUUGGAGAGUGUCGCUGGUGUACCUGGUAUGGUUGGCGGUAUGCUGCGUCAUUUGCGAAGCCUUCGGAAAAUGAAGCGGGAUAAUGGAUGGAUCGAAACCCUCCUGGAAGAAGCGUUCAACGAACGUAUGCACCUCCUCACAUUCCUAAAGCUUGCUGAACCCGGAUGGUUCAUGCGUGUCAUGGUCCUUGGAGCACAGGGUGUGUUUUUCAACGGCUUUUUCCUUGCCUACCUUGUGUCUCCACGCAUCUGCCACCGAUUCGUCGGAUACCUCGAGGAGGAGGCUGUCAUUACCUACACCCGUGCUAUCGAGGAAAUGGAGGCCGGCAAAUUACCUCAGUGGAACACCCUCGACGCGCCCGAGAUUGCAGUCCAAUAUUGGAAGAUGCCAGAGGGACAGCGUAAGAUGAAAGAUCUGCUGAUGUACGUUCGCGCCGACGAAGCCAAGCACCGUGAGGUCAAUCACACACUCGGAAACCUCAACCAGACCCUGGACCCAAACCCUUAUCAAACGGAAUACACUGAUCCCACGGGUGAGCAUCCAACCAAGGGUAUUGACACCCUUAGGGCAACUGGGUGGGAGCGGAAGGACAUCUUUCCGGCGCAAUCCAAGAAUUGA